AUGUCUGUCCCCACUGAUCUGUUAAAUAUCACUGCCAAUGAGCAGACCCUCGUGUGUGAAUGGCUCCUGAACAAUAUUAAAGCUAAGGACCUCAUUACAUGUCGUGUCAGCCCAUCUGUCAGAGUGCUCUUCCAGCUCUCCAAUCAUCCCCCAAAUUCGCCUAUUAUCCUACCACAGUCAUUCCUUAUCAGCUUCUCCCAUAUUCCCAAGUUUUCAGCAUCUUGUCCUCCUCCCCAGCGCAUUGAUAAGCGUUUUCCUCACGCGUUUUUCGAGCGGAUCUCUCGCAAACUUAGGGUCUUGUGGAGUUAUCGAGUUUUUGGUGUUUUUGAGAAGUUGAGGGGAGAUAAGGGUUUUCUGGGUGCUCAAAGGCCUGUCUCUUUUAGCUCUUUUGGCCAUUUACCAUCCUUCAGUGGCUCUGUCCAUUGCCUCAAUCUGCUUCUUGAUAGGACCAGCCCUUGUUGCCCUGCACCAUACCCCUUCCUCCUCCUCCCUCUUGCACCUCCGCACUUUUUCGCACUUUCACCAGCCCAUUCCGCAUUGGAACCCCCUCGACCCUAUACCCGUUUUGAAGCCCCCAUUCAUGGCUUUCAUUCGCGCCCAUCGCCGCCCCGAUCCGCUCCGUCGUUCGCCCACCAUUCGCGUUUUCCGCCGCCCCUCUAUUUUAUCGCACAUUUACACCAUUUUAUCUAUAUCUCCUCGCCCCUCGAUCGCGCACCUAUUAACCCUAUACUCGUUCUGACCGCAUUCGCCGCCGCUUUCCAUCCGUCCGCCCCGCUUCCAGAUACGUCUGCGCGUUCCUCCGCAAUCCGCACUUCUCGCGUUUCCCUCCAAUUUCCACCAUUUCCUUCAUUUCUCACCCAGUUCUCCACCAAUCCUAGUCGACCCUAUACUCAUUUCGAAGCCCUCGUUCGCCUCUUUCUAUCCGUCUACUCCCCAUCGUCGUCCAUGCAACCAUCAUCGCGUUUUACAUCACUUUAUCGUCGCUGCUCCUCCAGUACUCAAAGCAAAGUCUGGAGAUUAUCGUUUUAAUCGCAUUGCCUGACCCUCACUCACUGGCGCAGUUUACCUGGCAUACGCGUCAAGGAAACAAAAGGUGUUUGAGGACCCCCAGGUUAGUUUUCUUAGUUUAGCUUAGCUUUGGUUUGCAUAGGUAGAUGACUGGGGACAGUCAUGAUUCAAAGUUCCCAUGAGAUGUAGGGAUUCAUUUCUGGCUAGGCUUGUAGAGACUGUCUUUACCUUACCUUAUGUUGGCACUUUGUAGCUUACAUAAUGAAGUUAUCUUUUCACCAGUU
Suillus discolor is the source of this 1292-nucleotide messenger RNA. RefSeq lists its product as uncharacterized. The record is from RefSeq and is a predicted model, not a curated record. Lineage: Eukaryota; Fungi; Basidiomycota; Agaricomycetes; Boletales; Suillaceae. The transcript is spliced from 3 exons. The coding region runs from base 1 to 1029 and encodes 342 amino acids.